Messenger RNA from Blepharisma stoltei, 768 nucleotides. The record is from the annotation of a GenBank genome assembly. Lineage: Eukaryota; Ciliophora; Heterotrichea; Heterotrichida; Blepharismidae.
AUGAUAAAAAAAUCUAUAUGAGAAACCCCUUCUAAUUGAAAAUCAAGAAGAGAAUCCACAGGCUUUGUAUCACAUAUAGUGACUAGAAGAAAUCCAAAGCCUUAUUCUGAAUCUGAUAGUCAUAAUUUAGCAAAAACCCAAAAAAGAGAGAGUUCAAGAUCAUACUCGCGCAAAGAUAAGGUAAAAGAGCUAUUAAAAAUAUUGCAGUUUAUCGAAAAACAUUAUUCCACAAAUAAAAAUUUAGAAUCAGCACAAGAAACAAGCUACUCUACUAGAGAUUCACAGAAAGAAUCACCAAGAAUGCAUACUGAAAAUAUUUUUGAGGCAGAAAGGCUACCUCUAAUAAGGCAUGGCUAUGGAGGUAUUAUAGGCUUUGAAAAUGACUUAAAAGCCAGGCUGUGCCAAAAUAAAAGAAAUUCGAUUAAUGGCAAUUUUAAUAAUAAUGAAAAAGCCUAUGAAAUUUUAGUUGAUAGAAAUAGCGGGGCUAAAAAAUCAUUCCGCACGUCAAAAUAUAUUUUACUACCAAAAUCUGGGACAGAUAGCACAAUUCCAGAACAAGGAAACAAAAGGCAAAUAGAGCAAAAUGCUUGAGUUUCUGUUGAAGCUCCGAAAGUGAGCAUAAGAAAAGUUAAUAAACUAAAUAAAUCAUUUGAUGUUGAAGACUUAGCAAGUAUUGAUUCUCCGACUAGAAAGAAUAGAAGGAAAAAUAAUGAAAAAAGCAUAGAAGAUGAAGGGUUUGCGCUAAUCGGAUGGGAAGUUGGCGACUAA